AUGAAUUUUGUUACACCACAAAAACGUCGAGAAUGGUUAAGUCAAGCCGAAGAUUAUGCUGACGUCUUCCUUCAAAAAACCAAAUAUGUCCUUCCACAUUUGGCACGAUUAUGUUUAAUCUCAACAUUCAUCGAAGAUGGCAUUCGUAUGUGGAUGCAAUGGGGACAACAGAGAGAUUAUAUCAUGUCCUCAUGGAAUGUUGGCUGGUUUCUCGGUACACUUUUUGUCAUUACGAAUCUCUUCGGUCAAUUAGUACCCUGUGGUAUGAUCUUAGCCAAAAAGAAGACCGAUAUCGCAUGCGGAAUAUUGUUUUUCAUCAUUGCACUUCAAUCCAUUGCAUAUCGAAUUAUCUGGGAGCCACGUUUCAUGCUUAGAUCUUUAUCACUUGUGGGUGGUUUAAUCUUAUUAAUGGUUGAAAAUCGUAAAGAAGCUCGUACUUUAUUCGCCGGUGUACCGACCAUGCAUAAUAAUGCCCCGAAAAAUUACAUGCAAUUAGCUGGUCGUAUUUUACUUGUCAUUAUGUUUUUAACCAUAGUUCGUUUGGAACUGACAUUUACCUCCACACUUCAAAAUCUCAUCAGCGGUGUCUGUAUUUUAUUUGUUGCAAUCGGUUUUAAAACGAAAUUAUCGGCUUUGUUUCUCGUUAUCUUUUUAUCCAUUGCCAAUGUCUAUGCGAAUCGAUUUUGGAGUGUACGAGAACAUCGUGCAUUGCAUGACUUCUUGAAAUACGAUUUCUUUCAAACGAUGUCGGUUAUUGGUGGACUCUUAUUUGUGGUUGCACUUGGUCCCGGUGGUGUAUCGGUCGAUGCAAGAAAGAAGGAAUGGUAA
Messenger RNA from Adineta ricciae, 828 nucleotides. NCBI's taxonomy places the organism in Eukaryota, Metazoa, Rotifera, Eurotatoria, Adinetida, Adinetidae. The record is from the annotation of a GenBank genome assembly.